Molecule: messenger RNA, 2199 nt
Organism: Chenopodium quinoa (quinoa)
Lineage: Eukaryota; Viridiplantae; Streptophyta; Magnoliopsida; Caryophyllales; Amaranthaceae
Exons: 8
Coding region: 397-1917 (506 amino acids)
Molecular function (GO): metal ion binding
Source: RefSeq, a predicted model, not a curated record
UCAACCAUGGUAGGUGAAUAGUGCAAAAAUCAAAGUGAUGCAUUUAAAAAAAAACGAAGGGAUUACUUGAUUUUCUUAUACAUAGUAACUUUUUUUUUGUGAGGUGUCAUUUUCGUGAAUUUUUACUUUUAUUUAUUUAGCAACUAUCUUUGUGAUGUAAAUAUUUGAGUAUCAUUUAACGGCAAAGGUUUCCAAUUUUCAGAUUUAAGUAUCCCCUAUCUAGAAGUAUAAUAACUUUUGCGGAGUUAGAUUUGGUUUAAUUUUCCCUAAAAAAUAAAAUAAAAAAAAAAGUCCAGAACCCUCAAAAUUUUCAAAUCUUCCCAAUUCCCGGCAAAACCCCAAAUUAGCUCAAACUUUCUUCAAAUCCAACAAACGCCUGCUUAAGGGUUUCAGAAAAUGGUGGAAGGAAUGGAUACCAUCGUUGUAACACUCAGUGGAUACUAUGGAACUGAGCGAAUGAUGCUGAUAAAGUUGAUAUCUCUCGCCGGUGCCAAUUAUGUCGGUAGAAUGUCACCAUCUACGACUCAUUUGAUUUGUUGGAAGUUUAAAGGGAAGAAGUAUGAAUAUGCGAAGAAGUUUGGGACUUUGGUUAUCAAUCAUCAGUGGCUUGAAGACUGCAUUAAGGAAGGGAAGUGUAUUGCAGAGUUUCCCUAUACACUGCAUAGUGGGCAAGAAAUAGGUUUCAAAUUCCAGAGCCUUCCAGUUGUCAAGGAAACCACAGGCAUGCUAUCUGAGAAUACUGCUCUUUUGAACAAGCCAAACAUACGUGAUUGCCUCAAUGAUGUAAUAGAUCUGGAUCCUGAUGAAAUUGAGAACGAUGAUUGGGAUGACGAUUUGUUGCUAGAUGAGAACUCAUUUCCCAAACCAGGAAGCAGAAAAGCUGCUCGACAAUUGCCUAAGAGAAAAUUGGAUGAGGAAAUUUUUAGAGAAAGACGAUCAAAGGCAAAUACUAUUCAUGAACCCCUGAUGCCUAGAGUCAAUGGACUUCAGUGUGAAGAAUCAGAUUACUCACGCCAAUGCUCAUUUAAGCAGAGGAGUGGUGCUGAUACAAGCAAUUUGCCAUAUAUUGCAGAAUCUUCUCAUAGAAGCCGGCGACUUGUGAAGAAGAUUGCUAAAAGUUCUGUCAUUGAGAUAGCUACUAAUGAUGCUGAACAAAGCAGAACACAUGCAGAUGUCAAUGAGCUCCAUGUUGCUUCAAGCCCGACUAACGAGUCUGAUGACUUGACCACGGAGAUUGAAGCAAGCAUUAGCAGAAGGUUUGAGACUGCACCUUCUGUACAAGGAAGCGAAGAUGAAAUCAACAUUAUGAAUGAUCUAGGUCUUCUUUCAGACACAAGCUUGCACAAUGAUGAUACAUCAAAUUUCAAGGGGGGAAACAUGGAAGAGAGUAGUCUUGGUGUUCAAAAUUUUAAUGGGGAUAAACUUGGAAGAGAUCAAACAACAGUCAGUGCAGCAGUAGAGCUAUCUUGUGUCAUAUGCUGGACAGAAUUUAGCUCAUUAAGAGGAGUUUUGCCAUGUGGACAUCGCUUCUGUGUCUCAUGCAUCCGGAACUGGGCUGAUCACAUGAUUUCAAACAGGAAGGAACCUACAUGCCCUUUAUGCAAGGCCGGUUUUGUCAACAUUACAAGUCUCAAUGCUGCAGCCUCUCUGGAUCAGAAAAUCUACUCACAGACUAUACCAUGUGCAUCAUUAUCACAAGACAUAUUCUUUGUUUCAGAGGGUACAGCAAGUCACUCUGACGUGCAGGUCACAUUUCCCUCAGUCUGUUGUCACUGUCAGAGCCGAGAUCCGGAGGAUCUUCUUGUGUUCUGUCAGAUGUGCCACACGAACUGCAUACAUCAUUACUGCCUUGAUCCUCCACUGUUUCCUUGGACUUGCAUUGGCUGCAGAGAUCGUCGAUUGCUUUUCCGUAGUUGAAGGCCUGAUUUGUCUGUCUACUUUGUUCAGUUCACCUGUCUGUAUAAUCUGGUAGUCUGUUCUUAAAGAUAAAAUCGCAAAUAGUUUCGCAUUCCGUGGAAAUAAAUACAAUGUAGUUACAAGCCAUUUUGGCCAUGUUUACAAUCAACUGUUAGGAGUACAUUACACUAUGUACAAAUUCAAGUUGAUUAUGUUAAUUGAUUUGAAUGUAGUAUUGUAUUAGCUGAUUGUAUAAUUUAAAAUGUUUGGUAAUACAUUGUUUUGUUUGAUUUAUUAUAAUUA